This is a messenger RNA of Entrophospora candida, 236 nucleotides long. The record is from the annotation of a GenBank genome assembly. Lineage: Eukaryota; Fungi; Glomeromycota; Glomeromycetes; Entrophosporales; Entrophosporaceae.
AGUGCUCAUUUGUUGCUAUUAUAUGUAUUGGAGUUCACAAUCAUCCACUUCCUCCACCUGAUAAAUUACCAAAUGGCAUUAAAAGUAACUUGCAAGCUUUAAUUGAACAAUCAAUUGAUGAUAACGAUACCACCACACCUGGUUCAAUUUUGUCAGCUUAUUUUGAUAAAGAAUGUCUACCUGAAGUACAUUCGUCAUUAAAUAAUACAGUCCCCGGCGAAAGUAAUGGCGCGUAA